UGCAGCCGCAACAGCAGCAGCAGCAGCAGCAGCGUCUCUCCUGUCACCACCGGGACUGCCUGUCCUCAGAGGCAGUGUGUUUACAGCAAUAACCCUACAUAUACGAAGACCAACUACCAGCAGGCAAAAUGGUGAACUUCACUGUGGAUCAGAUCCGUGCCAUCAUGGACAAGAAGUCCAACAUAAGGAACAUGUCUGUGAUUGCCCACGUGGAUCAUGGGAAAUCCACUCUGACUGACUCCCUGGUGUCCAAGGCGGGGAUCAUUGCUUCUGCCCGAGCAGGAGAAACUCGCUUCACAGACACACGCAAAGAUGAGCAGGAGCGCUGUAUCACCAUUAAAUCAACGGCCAUCUCCAUGUACUACGAGCUUGAAGAGAACGACUUGGCCUUUAUCAAGCAAAGCAUAGAUGGAAACGGCUUCCUUAUCAACCUGAUUGAUUCUCCGGGUCACGUUGACUUCUCCUCUGAGGUCACUGCUGCCCUCAGGGUAACUGACGGAGCGCUGGUUGUGGUGGACUGUGUCUCAGGUGUCUGUGUGCAGACUGAGACUGUACUGCGCCAGGCCAUCGCUGAACGCAUCAAGCCCGUUCUGAUGAUGAACAAGAUGGACCGGGCCCUGCUUGAACUACAGCUGGAUACAGAUGAGCUCUUCCAGACCUUCCAGCGUAUCGUGGAGAACGUCAACGUCAUCAUCUCUACCUAUGGAGAGGAUGAGGGGGGACCCAUGGGCAAUAUCAUGAUCGACCCAGUUAUUGGUACAGUUGGGUUUGGCUCUGGUCUGCAUGGCUGGGCUUUCACCUUGAAGCAGUUUGCAGAAAUGUACGUGGCUAAGUUCACUAAAGGAGACGCUAAGCUGGGACCUCAAGAGAGGUGUAAGAAAGUGGUGGACAUGAUGAAAAAACUCUGGGGAGACAGAUAUUUUGAUCCAAAGACCGGCAAGUUCAGUAAAACUGCUGCAGGUCCUGAUGGCCAGAAACUACCUCGCACUUUCUGCCAGCUCAUUUUGGACCCCAUCUUUAAGGUGUUUGACGCCAUCAUGAAUUUCAAUAAGGAAGAGACAGCCAAAUUAAUUGAGAAGCUUGAUGUUAAACUGGACACCGACGACAAGGAGAAGGAGGGCAAACCUCUGCUCAAAGCUGUGAUGCGUCGCUGGCUUCCUGCCGGAGAGGCCCUGCUCCAAAUGAUCACCAUCCACCUGCCCUCCCCCGUCACUGCACAGAGAUACCGCUGUGAGCUGCUGUAUGAAGGGCCAGGAGAUGACGAGGCUGCCAUGGGUAUUAAGAACUGCGAUCCCAAGGCUCCUCUGGUUAUGUACAUUUCCAAGAUGGUCCCAACCACUGACAAAGGUCGUUUCUACGCAUUUGGCCGUGUGUUCUCUGGCUGUGUGUCUACUGGCCUGAAGGUUCGCAUCAUGGGUCCAAACUUUACCCCUGGCAAGAAAGAAGACCUCUAUAUCAAACCCAUCCAGAGGACCAUUCUGAUGAUGGGCCGAUAUGUGGAGCCUAUUGAAGAUGUCCCAUGUGGCAACAUCGUGGGUCUGGUUGGAGUAGACCAGUACCUGGUUAAGACAGGGACCAUUACCACAUUUGAACAGGCCCACAACAUGAGGGUGAUGAAGUUCAGUGUGAGUCCUGUCGUCAGAGUUGCUGUGGAGGCCAAGAACCCUGCAGACCUGCCCAAGCUGGUGGAAGGCCUGAAGCGCCUGGCCAAGUCUGACCCCAUGGUACAGUGCAUCAUUGAAGAGUCUGGGGAGCACAUUAUCGCGGGAGCAGGAGAGCUGCACCUGGAGAUCUGCCUGAAAGACCUGGAGGAGGACCACGCCUGCAUUCCACUGAAGAAAUCAGACCCAGUUGUGUCAUACAGAGAGACAGUAUCGGAAGAAUCAGACCAGAUGUGUCUGUCCAAAUCCCCCAACAAGCACAAUCGUCUCUUCAUGAAGUCCCGCCCGUUUCCUGACGGCCUGGCUGAAGAUAUUGAGAAGGGAGAUGUAUCUGCUCGGCAGGAGCUCAAGACUCGUGCACGUUACCUCGCAGACAAGUUUGAAUGGGAGGUGACAGAAGCCAGGAAGAUCUGGUGCUUCGGUCCAGACGGAACUGGGCCCAAUUUGCUGAUAGACGUGACAAAGGGUGUUCAGUACCUCAAUGAGAUUAAGGACAGCGUGGUGGCUGGUUUCCAGUGGGCGACAAAAGAGGGUGCACUGUGCGAGGAGAACAUGCGCGCAGUUCGCUUUGACAUUCAUGAUGUGACACUGCAUGCAGACGCCAUCCACCGUGGUGGAGGACAGAUUAUUCCCACAGCUCGUAGAGUCCUGUAUGCCUGUCAGCUAACUGCUCAGCCACGACUCAUGGAGCCUGUAUACCUGGUGGAGAUACAGUGCCCAGAGCAGGUGGUUGGUGGGAUCUAUGGUGUAUUGAACAGGAAACGUGGUCACGUGUUUGAGGAAGCCCAAGUGAUGGGAACUCCCAUGUUUAUUGUGAAAGCCUUCCUGCCUGUCAAUGAAUCAUUUGGGUUCACUGCUGACCUGCGCAGCAAUACUGGAGGUCAGGCCUUCCCUCAGUGUGUGUUCGACCACUGGCAAAUUCUCCAGGGAGAUCCCAGCGACCUCACCAGCAGACCUUUUCAGAUUGUCGCUGAUAUUAGGAAACGCAAAGGUCUGAAAGAGGGCAUUCCUGCCCUUGACAACUACUUGGACAAACUGUAAACACUGACCCCUGAUUAAAUACCAAAUCAAUCUCUAAACCCUACCCCGUGGGCACUUUAAAAUCUUUGCACAGGCUUAAAAGUACAGUACAUUGCACAAAUUGUUUGACUUUGAGUCAGGAGCAGAAAUAAAGCUUAAACUUCCAUUGUAGGCUAAUGGAAGCAACAAUGCUUAAUUUUUCAUUUCACAGCUACAGUACACCAAGUGCCUAGGGCAAGGGUUUUGGGGAACAAUUGGAGUAAAGCAGUUGUAUUAUCAAUUCUUUGUUUCUUCUAUUCCUCCACAUUACCCCCCCCCCCCCCAUUCAUCUGCCAGGAUGGGUAUGUACAGUGCACUGUGAUACUGCUGCAAUAAUGCAUAUUUAAAUGGAUCAUGGCUAGAUAACAUCAUAAAUUAUUAUACAGUGUUACAGAAGUCAAACUCUCUGGAUUGAACCUUUGUUCAGUGGAUGUAAUGAAUAAAACAUUCAACCCAUAAUAA
This is a messenger RNA of Scomber japonicus (chub mackerel), 3182 nucleotides long. RefSeq names its product elongation factor 2. The record is from RefSeq and is a predicted model, not a curated record. Lineage: Eukaryota; Metazoa; Chordata; Actinopteri; Scombriformes; Scombridae. Gene Ontology annotation, biological process: translational elongation. The transcript has 14 exons. Gene Ontology annotation, cellular component: ribonucleoprotein complex; cytosol. Gene Ontology annotation, molecular function: GTPase activity; translation elongation factor activity; ribosome binding. Bases 129 to 2702 code for a protein of 857 amino acids.